Molecule: messenger RNA, 4037 nt
Organism: Oncorhynchus gorbuscha (pink salmon)
Lineage: Eukaryota; Metazoa; Chordata; Actinopteri; Salmoniformes; Salmonidae
Gene: rin1b
Product: Ras and Rab interactor 1b
Exons: 13
Coding region: 145-2595 (816 amino acids)
Biological process (GO): vesicle-mediated transport
Cellular component (GO): cytosol; endocytic vesicle
Molecular function (GO): small GTPase binding; guanyl-nucleotide exchange factor activity
Source: RefSeq, a predicted model, not a curated record
GCGAAACAGUCAUUAGUUCCCGUUCUACUUUUGGACACCAAUGUGGCUGAGGCGUCUGUGGAAUGUUGUUAACAAAGGCAAUGACGCGAUCGAGUGACGGAGGUGCAUCCCCAUACUACUUUGCGACACCAUCUGGUGAUUGUGAUGCAGGGGGAUCUAGGGUCCCAGCGGAGUUUCAGUGUGUUGGACCGACUCCUCCACACACACCCCGUCUGGCUGCAGCUGUCCAUCAAUGCUGACUCCGCCCUCUAUAUCCUGCUCAGAGAACCUGUCGGGACAUUCCUGGUGCGUAAGUGCAGCUCCAGCCAGAGGAAGUUGUUGUGUGUCAGAGUGACCGCAGACCGAGCAGCAUCCUCCAUUAAGGAGUGUCUCAUAUGUGAGGAAGACUCCACCUUCGCCUUGGAGAGCUCCGCCCUUAGCUUCCCAGACCUCUGCCGAUUGGUGGCCUUCUACUGCAUUAGCAGGGAUGUGCUGCCUUUUCCACUGGAGCUCCCAGAAGCCAUUGCUCAGGCCUCCACCCACAGGAGGCUGGAGGCCAUCUCCCAUAUGGGAUUAGAGUUCUGGAGUUCACUCUCUGACACCCAGAAUGGACCUGGGGAUCUACAGGCUCCACCCACCAUCAAGGCUUCACCCAUUACCACCAAGACUCCGCCCACCAGUGCCAUGCAGGUCAAGGCGGGUCUGUCCCAGGACCUGUGUUACCUGCUGUCCCGCAGCAGACAGGAAUCUCUCUGCUUCAUUAACCCUCUCUUUCUCCAGCUUGAGCAGCAACAGCAGCCGCAACAGUCGAUCCCGGGGGCGUCCCACAAACGCCACCGCUUCAAACGCAGCAUGAGGGUCCGUGUCUCCACAGAGAGCUCCAUGACUCUGUCUGGUUGUGGAGGUGGUGGAGGGGGGGCUGGGUCAUUCCCCUUGCCCCCACCGGAGAACCCCAAGGACCAGGAGAGGCUCCAGCCCACACCCCUCCAGCCCAGUCCCAAACCGCACAGAAAGGUCCAUCCUGGGGCUGGCAUCCUGAGGAAAACCCCUGCACUGUCCCUCAUGUCGGCCGAGGAUGAGGACCUCGUGCCUGUACCGCCAGCGGCUCCAACAGAUCCUCCAGUGGGGGAGGUGGAGGAGGACCCAUCUGCUCCAGAGGAGCCCAGCAUCGAAGAGGCGUGCUUGGCCUUGGAGGGCCACCCAGCCCCCUCUCUGGCCCAACUGGACAGCAGCAGCUCUUUCAGCAGUCUGGAGGAAGAGGAUCCAGGAGCAGAAGCAGAGGACCAGUUCUUCAAACAACCAAACCCCAACCCUCAGCACCGCCCGCCCUUGGUGCGCUCGCGGGGGGGUCACGGAGGCCUGCAGAGGAUGAGCGCGGCAUUUGUGUGUUUCUUUGCUCCAGAGAAGAGGCUCGCCAGGCUGGUGGAGGAGCUAUCCAGGGAACGGAGGUCUGCGUUUGGAUCCUUGGUCCAGGAGUUCCUCCAGAAGCAGAAAGAGGAGCUGAGAGGGGUCUUGACCCAGGCUGCCUCUUCAUCGUCGUCUUCCUCGCCAAAGUCCUCCUUGGCGGUGCUCCAGGGGCUGCGGUGCUUCUUGUCCCAGGCCAAGAGCUUCCUGCUGGACAGCGGAGAACUGUCGCCCCCCCUAGAGACCCUGGUGCCCGACAACGAGAAAGACAUAGCCCUGGAGAAGGCCAUGUUUGGCUGUGUGCUGAAACCUUUGAGGGUUCUGCUAGACCAGGCCCUCCUCUCCCUCCACAGACAGGACGGCUCCACCCAGCACCUGGCCUCUAGUCUCCUGGCCUGCCAAGAGGGGGCGAUGGAACGCCUCGGAGUGCUGGUGGGCGUGCCCGACACACGCGGAGUGGAGAGGGUGAGGCAAAAGCUGGGCCUCAUGCAGCGCACCCAUUCACCCAUAGACAAGGUGCUGCUGCUGCUGCAGGUCUGCAAGUCGGUCCAGAAGGCCAUGGGGGCCCUCCACGACGGUGGACAGGAAGUGAGCUCUGAGGACUUCCUGCCGGCGCUGUCCUAUGUGAUAGUGAUGUGUAACACGCCUCAGAUCCUACUGGAGGUGGAGUACAUGAUGGAACUACUAGAGCCCUCCUGGCUCACUGGGGAGGGUGGCUACUACCUGACCAGUGUCUAUGCCAGCCUCUGUCUGAUCCAGAGCCCUGAAGCGAAGGGCGACCAAGUCCCCCCAGGAGGUCUGACCCGCGAGGCCCUGGACGGGCUGAGGGAGUGGGGCCGCAGACGCAGCCUGGAAGCCAAGAGCAACCGUGAGAGACAACAGAAGCAGAGGUGUGUUCGGGUACUGUUCCAGGACGGCGAGCGCAGCGCUGUGCGGACGCUGCAGUGGAGAGCCGGGGAGAGCAGCGAGGCCCUAGCCCAGCUCUGUGCCUCCACCUUCGGCGUCUCCGAGCCCCAGGACUACACCCUCUACUGGAGGUCCGGGGGGGAGAUGAGGACCCUUCCCACCCAGACACAGCCUCAGGACCUGGCCAGCCACAGUGAGGGAGGCCCCUCUCUCUCCUACCUUCGCACGGACCACGACUUCAGCAAGAUGCGGCGCCUGACCAGAGGGGGAGCUGUGGACCUGGGGGAGUCCGUGUGUGAGGAGUGAAGGCGAUGGAAGGAAGGAGGGAGGAAGAGGAGGUGGAAGAGUUCUUCUCGGAUCUCAGCGUUUUUCGAUUUAUUGAUUGAUUAAAAAAGCUGUGUUGUGUCUUGGACGUGUUGUCAUAACUACAGCUCUCACUAAAGACUAAGGGGCAAGUCUCAAUUGGCACCCUAUUCCAUAGUGGAGGUUUAAAAGUUGUGCACUGCACUGUAUGGGCUCUGGUAAAUAGGGUGUCACUUGAGACUCAGCCUUAGAGGAAGGGCAGAUGGUUGUCUAUUAUUCACAUCACUUCUGUCAAUCUGCUGCUCCUUGGUUGGAACCAUAGAAUUAGAAUGAAUUCUAUAAAUUAUAUUUCUAUGUUCAGAACCCUGUUGUUAAGGGUUGGGUGGGGGGGGGGGUGGCCUAAAACACUAGCUACCGGUAUGUCCUUGCUACUGUAACGUAAGAGCGACGGAAAUAUUUUUUGUAAGACCGAACCUCAAUACCAAAGUUAAGAAAGUAAAGUCAUACACAUAGGAAUGUGUGCAGCUCAGAGGACAAGCUUUGCUUUAAGGUAAGAUGGACCUGGUUCUCUUGACUUAUUUACAGUGUUACAGAUAAAGAAUGAGUGAAUAAGAGCCAAUACAGGCAAACGCCAUGAAGCCAUUUGGAUUGUGAGUCUGAGGUACUGUUGAUGUUGGCUCUGCCACCUCUAGUCACUUACUGUUGACAGGAUUGUGGGAAAACCAUUUUUUAACUUUACAAAUAGAAAACCGGUUUGAGGAAUUUUGUUGAAAGGCACAAUAUUUCCUUGUUUUAAGAUUUUUGCCAACUGAAUGUCUCUUUAUGCUAAAAACGGACACAUUUGUCAAAAUAAUUACUUUUUUCUGUUUCACUUUCUAUUACUGUUUCCAUUGAACUGCUUUAAUAUUCCAUGAUAAAAGUAGCUUCUGAGAGAAAAGACCAUCUACGUGACAAUGGCCAAUAAAACUGGGACCAUGUUAUGCCUCAUGGCGAUUAGCUGAAUGUAAAGUCACCUAAGUGGCCAUGGCAACGACUCCUGCUGCAGAUCAUCUUUGCCAACUGACUGUUCAACUUAAUGUUAACACUUAUAAUGUAUUAUUACAAUAAUGAAUUGUUUCAACAACAAAAAAAGGUUGAAUAGUUAUAUUGAGUAUGAAUCAAAGAUUUCUAAAAAGGAAAGUGAGAUAUUUACCUUUAUGGAAGCUUUUACUGGAGAAGGGGUUCUUUAAAGAAGAACAAGGACACAUUGAGGACUAUUGCAUGUGCUUUUCAUUGAAUGUAAAGACUUUGCUGGUUUCGUAUGUGAUGCAUGUGUUGACUGUGUUGAAAAAGGCAACAUAAUGGCAUUCACUAUUUCAUUGGCUGUAUAACACAUUGCUGUAUUUUGUCCAGUAAUACAAAAUCGCAAUAAAAUUGCAUUAUCGGUUCAUAGUGCUACUACAUGA